Melozone crissalis (California towhee) is the source of this 1519-nucleotide messenger RNA. It is a transcript of the gene MRPL3, whose product is annotated as mitochondrial ribosomal protein L3. The transcript has 10 exons. Bases 16 to 1044 code for a protein of 342 amino acids. Gene Ontology annotation, biological process: translation. The record is from RefSeq and is a predicted model, not a curated record. NCBI's taxonomy places the organism in Eukaryota, Metazoa, Chordata, Aves, Passeriformes, Passerellidae. Gene Ontology annotation, molecular function: structural constituent of ribosome. Gene Ontology annotation, cellular component: ribosome; mitochondrial large ribosomal subunit.
CGCCGGGGUGGCGGCAUGGCGGGCUGGGGGCGGCUGGCCCGGCUCGGCGGGCGCCUCUGGGCGGCGGCGGCGGCGCCGGCUCCCGCUCCCGGACACAGGGGUCAGCUGGGCUUUGUAGUCAGACACAUCAACAGUUCAACAUGGUGGCACGAGCAUCUUUCUGAGGAGAAUGUGGAGUUCCUCAAGAAGAUAACUGCAGAGGAGUACAAAGCUCAGACAGCCAGCAAGCUGUGCCCUCUGAAAGAUGAGCCAUGGCCACUGAAUAAGUGGACACCAGAUUCCAUCAGAGUUGGUGUUGUUGCAGUAAAACUGGGAAUGAUGCCAAUAUGGACCAAAUCAGGAGAAAAACACGCUGUCACACUACUUAAGGUCCAAGAUUGCCAUGUUUUAAGAUAUGUUUCAAAGGAAGAGUCGGGUGGAAAAACAGCUAAGCUGCUUGUUGGAGGCAAAAAUGUAUCUCCUUUUUCUAAACCAGAGUCUGCACAUGAAAUUUUUAGAGAAGCUGGAGUACCACGGAAGCAGAAAGUUACAACAUUUAAUGUAACAGAUGAUGCCAUAAUUAAGCCAGGUACUCCUUUGUAUGCCGCUCACUUCCGCCCCGGGCAGUUUGUGGAUGUCACUGCAAAAACAAUUGGUAAAGGAUUUCAAGGUGUCAUGAAAAGGUGGGGAUUUAAAGGUCAGCCUGCAAGCCAUGGCCAGACAAAAACUCACAGACGACCUGGAGCAAUAUCUACCAAUCAAGCUGCCAAAGUUUAUCGUGGAAAGAAAAUGCCUGGUAAAAUGGGCAACAUCUACAGGACAUCUUUUGGAUUAAAGGUGUGGAGGAUCAAUACAAAACAUGACAUUAUUUAUGUAAAUGGGUCUGUUCCAGGUCACACCAAUUGCCUGGUGAAGGUCAGAGAUAGCAAAUUGCCUACUUACAAGGACUGCAAUAAAAACCCUCCAUUCCCUACAUUUUUUGCUGAUGGAGAUGAAGAACUGCCAGAAGACCUUUUUGACAAGGAGAUUUUCCAGUUCACAGAUCCAUCUGUCACAUUCGCAUAAUGUUCCUCACAUCUUUGAAAACACAGUUUUGUUAUUUUCAUGUACAUUGCAAGGCUCUAUAAAAGUAAACCUAUGAACUGCAGUCUGGCCAACUGACUUAAACACUUCAGGUACUGCCAUUUUGGUCAGGUAAUCAGAUUUCCCACUGUCAGUCUCAAACCUGUACUUAAAGCAACAGGUUGGUCUGAGGGACAGGUUGUGAAGCACACCAAACUGUGUCUCUUCAGUGACCUUUUGUGCUCUGUCCCAGGCUGUGAAAACCUACACAAUCCUGAAAAACUGUUGUUUUGAAGAUGGUUCCAGUUCAUUUUCUGGAUGUGAACAAAUUCUGCUUCUCUUUUAUGUAAAGUAUACUGGGCAACUCUGAUCAAAUCAGAAAAAGGUUCCAAAUCUGCCUUGGCAUCUGAGGUGGGGAGGAUCCGUGAAGAAUUAUCCAAAAUAAAACAAGAAAAUGUGUGAGCAUUGUUUUGCAGAA